CUGUCACUCCCAUCCCCCUCCCCCCCUCCUUUUUAGCAGGCUGUCACUCUUCCCCCCCCCCUCUUUAGCAGGCUGCUUCGGCAGGCUAUCACUCUCAUCUUCUAUGGCUUCUUCAAACCAUAUGGAUAUCGACUCCAUUCCCGAAAACCCCAUCCCUGUCGCGGAAGACACAACAAUGGCCGACGCUGGUAUGACGGGUGGCUUCGAUGUCCGUCGCCGGGCCUCCAAGCAAACUUUGUGGCCCAAGGAAUUUAAAGCUUGCCCCAAGGACCUCUCUACCCAAGAGAAAGCCAUGAUUCUUUCUCAAGACGAAGACAUGUACCCGGAGGAAUGAUACGUGACCGAAGGCUUCCCUAUCUCAGGAUCAACACGGUCAACUCGCAGCGCUGAUGCGCGAGGUGGAGAAUAGCGAGAAGUCCAGAAUCGUCAACCGUGCUGCCACAGAGAAGUCGUUGAGCUUGGACGACGCGAUGGGACUUCAAUUCGUGGCGGCCUAUCCGACAACAGCGCGGCUUUCUGAUGCCGUUAUGCAACAUCCCCUUGACAUUGAGAGGGAACUCAGUGAACAGGCUCCAAAGAAAAUCUGCAGCUGCAGCUGAGGUGCUCAGGCGGAGAGAGGCCAUAUGGUGUUUUCGCGGAUGCGUCCUCAGAAGACUCAUCUAUACCGCCAAGUCGAUUGCAUAGCGCAUUGAUUGACAGGUGGAAGUCACCAUCGACGACGCUCGCAUAAUCCUGUACAAUUGAAUUGCUGUGUACAUUACGCGUAAGAUCGCUUUUAGAUUGCUCAUUAAGAUAGAAAAUGCAGUUCCUUGCUUAUUGAUCCCAAAAUGUUUACACCAGUGAAUGUUAAGGAGAUGUCCUCAGUGGUUUACAUGACAUUCAGCUGGAGGCAUCUUAAUUACACGUGCAAGGCCCCGGAUUGCGACGACACCUACCCGUUUCUGGUUAGUGCGUGUCUAAGCCUUAGAUUGCCAGACCUCAAGCUCAUCCUACGCUCAACCUGAUGCUACAGAAUUCGCUCUUUCUUCACCUACUUAUUGAUGUAAGAACACCGCGAUCGAUAGGUACGGCACAGUUCACACCUUCAUGCCGGUUGGCCAUCCUUUGAUAGGUUCUUGACAUGGCAUCCUCAACAUCACGGUGCGAUGUAGCUACCUCUCCAAAAAGCGCGUCCACGCAAGAGUUGGAGCGCAAAAGAGCCAGAGACAGAAAGUCACAGAAAGCGAUGCGCGAAAGGACGAAGCGGAGCCUAACUCACCUCAGCCAGCAAGUCGCACAGCUCACCGAAGCUCUGGCUGGACAAAAUCGGGAAAAGAACGAGCUAUAUAAUCGCUUCCUGGCGGUGUCCGAAGAAAAUGAUCACUUGAGAAUUCAAAAAGCCGCACUUCAACUCCGGCUACUGGAAAACGGGAAAGCACUGAAAACUUGUUCAUCUUCGUCCAUGACACUGCCUCCUUAUGAGAGCAUCCCUCUUAACAUAUCGCCAACUUGCCUCUCAGAUCAGAUUCUGCAGACUUUUGUCGAGAGUCGAUGGGAAGCCCAUACAAUGCAGACCGCAAGCCAUAUUCCGAGCUAUCCGGAAAAGCCAGAUCUUACAGCAUUGUUCGAUUCCAGACCGAAUCGAGUGGUAGACGAAACAAGCUCCAUAGUCGGUGACAUUGUCAAGAGCUACACUGAAAUAGACACAUUACCCAAGAAAAUCGGCGUUCAUUUCAUAAUGUACAAUCUUAUGAAAUGGCAAGUUUUGCGGACUAAAUCUGCUUUCGAAGCCGUUCCGGAAUGGUUGCGACCAGAGCCUAUACAAUUGCAACAACGGCAUGCCGCCUGGAUUGACCGAGUUCCGUGGCCUAGAUUACGUAUUUAUCUGAUUGAGCACGGAGAUAUCAAAUUUGAUGAGUUUGCGGCUGCCUACUCUUCCUCUUUCAACAUAGAAUGGCCCUACGAUCCCGAUCUGGUCAUCAUUACCGUUACAAAAGAUACUGAGAAUAUCAUAAUAAAUCCAAUAUACGAGGAGCACAUCACGAAGCUAAGCAAUUGGACGGUUGAAGGCGUUUUCCGCGCAAAGUUUCCAGCAAUGGCAGCCAUUGUUGAUUCAUAUCGUAACACAACAACUGAUAAAAUCGUUACCGAGAAUAUACGCGAUCCCGAUCCACUCCCCCGAUACGCAAUCUGA
Molecule: messenger RNA, 2173 nt
Organism: Periconia digitata
Lineage: Eukaryota; Fungi; Ascomycota; Dothideomycetes; Pleosporales; Periconiaceae
Source: the annotation of a GenBank genome assembly